AUGUUGUCUCAAGAUAGCGUAUCAUCUUUAGAGAAUCGUAAAAAGUUUGAUAUUUCUGAAGAGACAUUUAAUGAUGACGAUUCUAUCUUAUUAAAUGAUGAUAUAACUGAAGGAUUGAUUAUUGAUCCUGUCGGACGUAGUAGAUGCGUUAAAAAUCGACAGAAUGUUCUUGAACGUUCAGUAUCCACUAAAGAAAAUUCUAAUGAUGAUAUAGAUAAUUCCAAUAAUAUCAAUGAAUAUGAAUUACUUAAAUCUUCUGCAAAUGACAAUUAUGACUUUAAAUCCGAGCAUAUUCAUCAUAAUGGACAUGUAAAGUAUCAAAUUGCUGGAAGUGCACCAGUUGGUAACGGUAAAUGGUCUACUUUAAAAAGAAAGAAACUCAAUAUCGACCUUCGUUUGGGUGAAGUAUCGGAGAACGAAAUUCUUAGUAAUUCACAAAUCGAAACUCUCAUAGUGAAUCAUAAUUUAGAUGAAAAUACAAAAAAUAUUAUUCCUAUUCCUUUAUCUCCUUUAUCACCUCGCACUAGUUUGUUAACAGCAGCCUUCAGUUUGGAGUUACAAAAUAGUUCAAUUACAUAUACAAAAAGUGAGAAUCUAUCUUUAUCAAAUAUUAAUACGUCUCCAUUGGAAAAGAAUUUUGCAAAUCAUGAAAAUAGUCCGCCUACUGUUUCUUCUUCAAUCAAACUAUUAGUCGUCAAUAACAAAGUAAAUAUUAUGCAAAAUAAUGAUGAGACGAUUUUAGACAAUAAUCAAAGUGCUCAUAAUUUAUUAUCAAAAACUAAUGAUAAAAAGUCAGAACACUCGAAUAAUUUACAAAUGUUGUUCGUAGAUACAAAUAACAAAUUAGAUAGCAAAGAUGUAUCAGAUAAAAUUGAAGAUACGAAUCAAAAGUAUAGUAGUUAUAUUUAUGAUAAUCAAAGGAAAACUCUUUUAUCGGGAAAUUUUGGUUUAGCAGUAAAGAAAAGUUGGAAUAAUGAAAUUAUUGAAUCUGAAAAAAUUUUAGAUAAACACAAAAAUGAAAUCCCAAGAUGGUCUGUUACCUUUGCCGAAAUUCAAUUAGUUAAACAUUUAAUGUCGGGACAAAAUGUGAAUAAAGAAGUUCCUGAACUAACGAAUUCAUUAAACGAGGCCGAGAAAUUGGCUAAUAAAGUUUAUGAUAAUAAAGAUGAUUUUGAGGCAACAUUUACUACAUUUAGAACUGAUAUUUGGAAAAAAGAUAUCAAACCAAACAGCACACCUGCAGAAGAUGAAGCAGAAUUUGCAUCACUUCGUGCAAAUUAUCGAUGGGAUUGUGAAUUAUCAUUGGCUGACGUUCUUCUCUUCAUGUCCGUCUUACAAGUUAUUGGACAUAAUGAGAUUAAAGGGGCAUUUAACUUAAGUAGAGCAUGGAAGAUUUACUCCAAGGUACGAGAUGAAAUCGAUCGAAUUAAAAACAGUGCUAAAAAAAAUGAUAAUAGUGAACCUAGCAGUGCAAGUAGUGGUAAAUGGUAUUUUAGUAGUAGUCUAAUAGGAAAACGUGGAAGCACUGCGAGUAAUUCCGGACUUUUUGGUAGUCAUAAACGAGAUAGUUCGAGUGGAAUGAGUGAUUCUGUCAACUUAAUAGAAGUUGACCCUGACAUUGAAGAUUGUCUAGAAUUUAGUAUUGGCGUCUUUUAUUUUGUUGUUUCAAAUGUUCCCGGAUCAUUCUUGACCAUGCUAAAAGCAUUUGGAUUUAAUGCUGACCGUGAAAGAGCUAUUCGAAUGAUUGAAAAUUGUUAUAAUCGUGAUGGUGUUCGAGCUCCCUUCGCCGCUUUGUUCCUUCUUGUCAAUUAUCUUUUCCUGACUCGAGGACUUGCUGAUGCUGCACCAUCACUAACCAGAGCUGGAGUGAUCGUUAAAGAAUGCUGUGAAAAAUUUCCAUACGGUUCAUCAUUUUUAUUUAUGGCCUGUCAACAAGCUCGUAAAACAGAAAAUAUCCAAGGAGCUAUAAACUAUAUAACUGCUAGUAUUAAAAGUUGUGAAAAUGCUGGCAUUACUAGCACAAUUCAUCGAUUCGAAAUGGGGAUUACAUAUUUAAUUAAUCAAGACUUUUCAGCAGCCAAGGACAUAUUCGAGUUACUUUUCUAUGGUAACACGAUUGUUUUUACUAAUAACAAAGGAUCUAUUAGACUUCAAGAAUCAUUGAAAGGCUCUGGCCAUUUCAAAACUCGAGAUAAUGGCACGAAAAAGAAUCUUUUAUCACAAUUUUUCGAAUUUGAAUUGAGACCAUUCUGUGGAUUAUGUUUGGCAGGAUGUUAUCUUUUAGUUAUGUCCAAAGAAAAUUCUAAUAAAGAAGCUCUUGAUGUUUUAAAACAAACUCAAGCAAUGACCAAUCAUCAAGUAGAGAAUAGUAGUAGUACGGCUUGUUGCAUUGGAUUUGCUGGAUUUGGAGUCGGAAUUUCCAAAGAUAAAAAGGAGUCGAAGAAUCGUUAUAACCAAUUUGCUGGUCGACAUUCUUCUAAAGAUGUUAAAAAAAAUUCAGUUUCACCUUUUAUUUUAUUUGUUAUUCUUUACUUUCGAAGGGAUAUUGUCUAUAUGCCUUUAAAAUUAAAAGAAAAAUGGGCGAGCUUGCUAGAAACAAUAUGGGAGAAAAUUCAAAAACCAACUGAUACAGACACACAUGCUAUAUACUUACUCAUUCGUGGAGUUUUUGAAAAGUUCUUGAACACACCUACAACCGCUCAAACAACACUUUGCGAGUGUAUAUCUUUAGAAACGGAUAUUGUUAGUGAAACUUGGGUCAUUCCUCAUUGCAGAUAUGAACUUGGUGAAUUAUUUUAUAAACAGCUUAAUAAUCGAGAAGCAGCUAUGGAACAAUUUAAAUGGAUAUUAAAAGGGCCACGACCGAUAUCACGUAGUGGUGGUAUAAUUCCACGAAAUAUCAAUAAUAUCAAUUCACGAAAAUCAAGAUAUCCAUCAGAUCAUCAUAACGCAUCAGUAUAUAAUAAUCCAGAUAAGUUUAAGAAAUAUGAAUUUUCUAGAAGUUUGAAGACUCGAUGCACUGUAGCAACAGAACAAAUUAAUCGUGAAGUAACGACAGCACAAGAUCCCCCAUCACCAUCUUCAUUUUUAUCAACAUCUCACGUUCGAAAAAAGAGUGGAUCAAAUUCAAGUUUGUUAAAAGAAGUUCAAGAACAAUCUCUUAAACGACAAUUGAAAUCCACACCAGAAAAAGUACAUAUGUUUGGUAUCAAUAUCAAGAAAGGUCAUAAACCAGGAAGCAGUAAUUUAGCACAAAAUAAUGUCGAAGAUAGCAAUGACAAAGUAACCAAAGAUAAAAAAACUACUGGAUUUAAAUUUUGGUGA
This is a messenger RNA of Dentiscutata erythropus, 3324 nucleotides long. The record is from the annotation of a GenBank genome assembly. Lineage: Eukaryota; Fungi; Glomeromycota; Glomeromycetes; Diversisporales; Gigasporaceae.